AUGUCAACCGAUUGUCACCGAUAUUUGUCACGUUUUGUUGGUAUCAGUUCCGACACAAUUGAUAUUCUCGUUGAAAAUGGUAUCGAUUCGGUGCACACAUUGAGGGCAAUAAAUAUGGACGAAGAUUGGCAUCGAUUGCCGACACAGAUAUCCAUUGGUCAGAAAUUACUAUUACGACAUGCAUUGGCCACACUAUCAGAUAUUACCGACGAUGACUACGACGGUAACAAACAAGAAAUUACUGCGAGACGAUCGGUAGCUAACAAYAAGACGGACACAGUUUUGGAUWACAAUAGGAAGUCRUGUAAAGAAAUUGAGUCAAACAGUUGUCAACAAUUACUUCAGCAGACGAUAGAUGCAAGUGAUCAGCAAUUUGUCUCAAAUGACAAACACUGUAAUCAAUCGCUUAAUACUAGACGAGUACUCCGUUUCCAUAAGAAAGAGAUUCAUAUCAUCGAUAAUAUCGAAAAAGAGAUKAAUGCGAAACAAUCGGUWUAUAACACUCGGUCUAAACAGUCUAUCAAUUUAGACAACAAUAUGGACACAGUUUUGAAGGACAAUAGGAAAAAGUCGUAUAAAGAYAUUCAAGUAAACAGURGUAAACAGUUAUGUCUACACAAGAUUCAGACAAAUGACGGCCGAUUUAUCUGCAAUUAUGAUAAUUGCAAUAAAUCUUUCAAAGCCAUUAAUAGUAUGCGUCGACACAAGAAAACGGUUCACUCGACUAAACGGCCAUUUGUUUGCAAUUAUGAUGACUGUUACAAGAAGUACAAAAACAAACAAAGUUUAAUUCAACACAAAAAAUGUAUUCACUCAUCUGGUCGACCGUUUCUAUGCAAUUAUGAUGACUGCAAUCAAUCAUUUAAAUUGAAAAGCAUUUUAGUCGAACACCAGAAACAGAUCCAUACGACUGAUCGACCAUUUGUUUGCCAUUACAAUGACUGCAACAAGUCGUUCAAAUCCAAAUCGAAUUUGGGUUAUCACCUAAAAUACGUUCACUCGACCCAUAGAUUAUUUAUCUGCAAUUACAAUGACUGCAAAAAAGCUUAUAAAACCAAAAGCAAUCUAAUUAAACACCAGAAGUGUCUUCACUCUAUCGAUCGACCAUUUGUUUGCAAUUACAAAGGCUGUGACAAAUCCUUUAAACUUAAACAACGUCUAAUAGAACAUCAGAAAUAUGUUCACACAUCUGAUCGGCCAUUUGUCUGCAAUUACAAAGACUGCGACAAAACGUACAAAUGUAAAAAGCAUUUGAUUGGUCACCAGAAACUGAUUCACCAAAUAGUUAAGCCUUAG
Messenger RNA from Oppia nitens, 1296 nucleotides. Its product is annotated as zinc finger protein 549-like. Gene Ontology annotation, biological process: central nervous system development; regulation of transcription by RNA polymerase II. Gene Ontology annotation, molecular function: RNA polymerase II cis-regulatory region sequence-specific DNA binding; DNA-binding transcription factor activity, RNA polymerase II-specific. Gene Ontology annotation, cellular component: nucleus. The record is from RefSeq and is a predicted model, not a curated record. Lineage: Eukaryota; Metazoa; Arthropoda; Arachnida; Sarcoptiformes; Oppiidae. The coding region runs from base 1 to 1296 and encodes 431 amino acids. The transcript has a single exon.